AUGAUAGCCAAUUUUGUAACGACCGGAGAUCCUUCAACUGGAAAUUUUACAUGGGCAUCAAAUACAAACGAGUCUUUAUAUUAUACUUCUUUGGAUUUACCUCCAAAAAUUGUGCGUGGUGCUAUACAUUCCCCUUCUCCAUCAUUUUGGAAUGAUGAAGUUCAAAUGCUUUCAAAAUAUCAGUUAGCAGAUGCUGUGAGUAGAGCAAAUGAACAAGCUGCGAGUGAAUUAACAUGGGAAGAACGAAUGCAACUUCGUGCCUAUAAACGCGCUUGGUAUGCCCUUUGGGUAUUUGUUUUUGCAAUUGCCGUAAUAAUAUGGCUAAUAAUUGUUUGUGCUGUGUGUCAUUGGAGUAGAACCCAUAGCGAUAAAGCUUAUGAUAAUAUUGUUAUUGAAAGAUAA
Meloidogyne enterolobii is the source of this 402-nucleotide messenger RNA. Lineage: Eukaryota; Metazoa; Nematoda; Chromadorea; Rhabditida; Meloidogynidae. The record is from the annotation of a GenBank genome assembly.